UGGGAAUAUAAAGCAGUUACUUUUAUGGUGGAUCCCAAAGGUGAUGAUGAACAGAGCACAAAUGUUGAUGAAAAAAGGCUGGAUGUUGGCUUAAAGGGAGUUGCAACCUUUUUUUCACAUCCAAACCAUUUUCAUCAAAAGUUUUGCUCUCUGUUCAUCAUCAUCACCUUCUUAAUUAUCAUAGACUUGUAUUUUUCCGUGGGACUAAGUUAACAUCAAACGCUAAACAAAAUGGAGGCAAUCAAGAAAAAGAUGGCGUCAAUCAAAAUUGACAAAGACAAUGCUUUGGAUAGAGCUGAUACCGCUGAGAAUCAGUUGAAAGAUGCUCAAUCACGGGUCUCCAAAGCUGAAGAAGAAAUUCAAGGACUUGAGAAACGAUUAAAUCAAAUCCAGGAAGAGCUUGCAAAGGCUACUGCUGAUUUGGGUAGAGCAAAUGAAGAUCUUGAAACUAGAGAGAAAACUUUACAUGCUGCUGAAAAUGAAUUGGCCUCAUUGUCAAGAAAAGUUCAACAACUCGAGGAAACAUUGGAAAAUACCGAAGAGAAAACUCGAACCGCUCAAGUUAAGUUUGAACAAGUCUCCCAAGCCGGUGAAGAAAGUGAAAGAUUACGUAAAAUGUUUGAACAUCGUUGUACCGUUGACGAGGAAAGACUAAAAAUCUUGGAAUCCCAGCUCAAAGAAGCCAGAAAUACCGUUGAAGAAGCUGACAAAAAAUGUGAUGAGCUUGCAAAGAAAGUAGCUGAAGUUGAAGAUGAUUUGGAGCGAGCUGAAGAGCGAGUUCAAACUGGUGAAGUAAAAAUCUUGGAAUUAGAGGAAGAAUUGAAAGUUGUUGGUAAUAAUGUCAAAUCUUUGGAAGUUGCCGAGGAAAAGUCACUUGCCAAACAGGAUGAAUAUGAGUCCAACAUUCGUCAACUCACAACUCGACUUCAAGAGGCUGAAGCAAGAGCUGAGUUUGCUGAAAGGACCGUUCAAAAGCUUCUCAAGGAGGUUGACAGAUUAGAAGAUGAAUUGUCUCAUGAGAAGGAGAAAUCAAAAUCUCUUACUGAUGAAAUGGAUCAAACUUUUGCUGAAUUAACUGGUUACUAAACUUGAUGAUUCUGAGAGUGUCAACCACCAAGCCUAAAGAUACAAGCCAAAAAGGGAAACUUAAAACCAAGACAACCAAAAAAAACCGAAAGCCUUCAAGUUAUCAUAAAAUAGUCAAAAAAUGAUAUUAAUUAAUUCCUUUUGAUCGUUGAAAUGAUAACCUUGCCAUGCUAUCUUGAAAUGCUUCAUAUCAUUUUCUGGAACAAUUGAAACAAUAGAUUAUUAUUAGUAGUUACACCGAUCAUUAAUAUAUUAAUAUGCAAAACAAAAUGAAAAAAAAGGUUGACUUGAAUUUCAUCUUUUCUGUACAUCUAAA
Messenger RNA from Tetranychus urticae (two-spotted spider mite), 1402 nucleotides. RefSeq lists its product as uncharacterized. The record is from RefSeq and is a predicted model, not a curated record. NCBI's taxonomy places the organism in Eukaryota, Metazoa, Arthropoda, Arachnida, Trombidiformes, Tetranychidae.